Molecule: messenger RNA, 1513 nt
Organism: Anguilla rostrata (American eel)
Lineage: Eukaryota; Metazoa; Chordata; Actinopteri; Anguilliformes; Anguillidae
Gene: ndufaf3
Product: NADH:ubiquinone oxidoreductase complex assembly factor
Exons: 5
Coding region: 57-605 (182 amino acids)
Biological process (GO): mitochondrial respiratory chain complex I assembly
Cellular component (GO): mitochondrial inner membrane
Source: RefSeq, a predicted model, not a curated record
UUUUCGACAUGCAGGCCACGUAAUCGAACACAGAGCGACUACGAGUUGUCACAAUAAUGGCUGUGGCUAACUGCACUCGACUGUUCUUGAGAGGCACCGCGCAUGGCCUACGAUUAGCUUCAGUACGCUCUCCGUUGUUAUUAAGCCUCCCCAUGACACGGACCCACAGACUGGGCCCCAGCGAUGAUGAGCUAUACCAGCGCACCACAGUGUCUGUCAUGCAGAGGGAGGAGUCAGGUGGAGUCUUGAUCUAUGGCUACAGUCCCCGUGGGUUCAACAUCGAUGGAAACAGUGUGAUAGGGCCUUGUGCACUCCUGCCCCCCACGAUCCUGCAGUGGAAUGUGGGCAACUACAAGGAUAUCACGGUGGAAAGCUUGGCCCUGUUCUACAUGCUGGAGCCCCGUAUCGAGGUGCUGGUUUUGGGCACAGGAGGACGAGUGGAGCGGAUCGACCCAAAUGUUUUAAAGUUCAUGAACAGAAAGGGCAUUGCUGUGGAAGUACAGGACACGCCCAACGCAUGUGCGACCUUCAACUUCCUGUCAAGUGAGCGUCGAAUUGUAGCAGCUGGUCUCAUUCCACCCCCUCCCAGCAGAGCCCUGGAGUAGCACCCCAUACAGGAAAUGAUGUGACGGGGAAGAAAUGAUGCACCAAUCAGGGUGGAUUUAAUGCAACGAUACCCACUUGCAUACUGGAUUGAACACUGUGCCUGAAGAUUGUGGUCCCCAUCAAGCACUACUAAGCUCCUGGAUUUUUGUUUCUAAUUAUUUAGCAUCAUCCUCAACAUUUUUUGUUGUUCUUUGUAAUGCCACCACAGAGGAAGAUGGAGGGACCAAUCAGGAGAAAAGAUCAGAGGAAAUGCACGAGUACGGCACUGUAAAAACCUGGAAGUGCAAGGUCCCAAAUCAUCACUGGCUAUAGCUAGACCACAUAGUUACUAUUACCGAUCUGAACUGGUGUAGAUCGCAUAAAUAUAAUAUGGCGAGGAAUAACUCCAUAGCCAACCAUCCAGUGAAUUACCAGCAGAUUUGCCAGCUUGUGUGUUGUUUCUUAUCCUAUGGUUAAGCACACAGCUAUGUUGGUUUUGCCAACUCGUCUCAAAUAUGUGUGGACAUGCGCUGAUGAUGAAGUUACAAAGCUAGCUUAGGUAUUUUCCAGAACCACUUGGAGAAUGAUGAAGCAGAGCUGUAUCUGGUUGUGCAGUGAGACCAAUUAAUUGUGUUUCAGACAAUUCUGUAUCUAUACUGGUGUUUUGCAUAGCCUGGCCUUGUUGCGUGCACUGCUAUGUAAGUAGCUGUAAAUAAGAUUAUCUGCAAAUUGAGCAGAUAAUGCAACAGUGACUUGAGUUAAGUGCAGUUUCUUGCGCUGACAGUCAUGCUUGUGUGUGAGUGUACCUGUGCACACAUUUGUUCAUUUGUUAAUCCAGAUGACAGCUCCUGUGUGUAAUCCAGGUUUAGUGUCCUUCUAGUCAAGGUUGCCAUGGCUGUCCUUCACUCAGUAAACCAAAUUAAUCCUC